AUGAGGAAAAUAGUCGUUUUGCUUCUCGCUUUUUACACAGUGCCGAUUUUCACGCAAUACACCUCACAGACGUAUCCUGAUCCAAGGAAUGAUCCCUUCUCGUGCAGAAUGGGUUUCCCAUCAGGCGUCUGCGAUCCAUCGUCCGUGUUGAGUGACGAGGAGAGAACGAGAUUAGCACAACGCGUUAAUCAGUUAGUCGGCGUCACGUCUUCGAUCCGAAACUCGGCUCCGUCGUGCUCGCAACGACCGGAUGCUAAUUUACAGUUGGUGGUGGCCGUUCUCGACAAAAUCGGCGCUUUUGCCGGAGCGCAAGUGGAUGUGGAGAAGUUCGCGAACAAUCUCAAGCGACGAUAUCAAAAUUAUCAGGAUAUCGGCAUUUGCGAUACGUUCGUUUUGAUCGUCAACUCGAGGCAAGAUCGACAAGUGUUCACAGUUGCUGGCCGAGAUGCGAAAAUCAGCAAGGAGACACUCAAGAGGGCUUUUGAGUCGAACAUUGGGCAUUUUAAGUCAAAUAAAUUCGCGCUGGGCUUGGAGGGGAUGGUGGAGAUGAUCACGGCGGCCUACAGUAAUGCACACAUUGUGCAAGUGCCGACGCCUGUCGAGGGUUUCGUGCAGGAGAAUCUCGAAUCCUCAAUCCCGGCCGCCUCUCAACAGUCGUUCCGAGCCUCUGCCGUGCUCACGAAGACCCAAGAGUCAUUUGAAGAACUCGUCGGACAGGUGCCCGACGAGGAUCGUGCCUGGGUGGAUAUCAUGUCGAUUGCGGUGGCACGUUGCGGAGAGAGUGGGGAUCUCAUGAAGAGCAUUCGAUCAGUGGUUGAGGAAGCGAUGGCCAUUUCCGUGAAGCUCAUCUCUGAUUCGCGUUACAACGGCAUUGAGGAAGAGGUUGAAACAAACAAGGACAUUCUCGGGAUUCGGGAUUCAGCUUGGAAAAAAGCGGCCAUUGAAUGGAUCACCCCGUUAUUCCAACGAUACAAAGAGGCUAUUCGAGCCGGCGGUGCCCAAGUUUGCCCGGCGCUCAACCCACACAAAAUUCUCACCUCUCCAAAUUUGCUCCUUCGAACUCUU
Mesorhabditis belari is the source of this 1065-nucleotide messenger RNA. The record is from the annotation of a GenBank genome assembly. Lineage: Eukaryota; Metazoa; Nematoda; Chromadorea; Rhabditida; Rhabditidae.